AUACACCUACGAGAUCGCCCCAGUCUUCGUGCUGAUGGAGGAGGUGGUGCUGGCCAAGCUGCGGGAGCUGGGGGGCUGGAGCAACGGCGACGGCAUCUUCUGCCCGGGAGGCUCCAUCUCCAAUAUGUACGCCAUGAACGUGGCCCGGUUCCAGCGCUUCCCAGAGAGCCAGCGGGAAGGCAACUGGGCUCUGCCGCGCCUGGCCCUCUUCACCUCCCAGGAGAGCCACUACUCCAUCCUGAAAGGAGCCGCGUUCCUGGGCAUCGGCACCGACAACGUCCGCGUGGUCGGCACCGACGAGAGGGGGAAGAUGAUCCCCGAGGAGCUGGAGAAGGAGAUCCAGAGGGCCAAAGCCGAGGGGGCCGACUCGGUGGCCUGGAACCCCCACAAGAUGCUGACGGUGGGUUUGCAGUGCUCAGCGUUCCUCCUCCGCGACGCCUCCGGUCUCCUCCAGCGCUGCCACGGCGCCGGCGCCACGUACCUUUUCCAACCCGAUAAAUUUUACGACGUCACCUACGACACGGGGGACAAAACCCUGCAGUGCGGUCGCCGGGUGGAUUGCCUCAAACUUUGGCUCCUUUGGAAAGCCGUCGGCACCGAGGGUUUGGCGCGUCGCGUCGAGCGCGCCUUCGCUUUCACCCGGUACAUGGCCGAGGAGGUGAAGAGGAGGGACGGCUUCCAGCUGGUGCUGGAG
Nipponia nippon (crested ibis) is the source of this 694-nucleotide messenger RNA. The record is from RefSeq and is a predicted model, not a curated record. NCBI's taxonomy places the organism in Eukaryota, Metazoa, Chordata, Aves, Pelecaniformes, Threskiornithidae.